This is a messenger RNA of Misgurnus anguillicaudatus (oriental weatherfish), 694 nucleotides long. RefSeq names its product microseminoprotein, beta-like (gene msmbl). The record is from RefSeq and is a predicted model, not a curated record. Lineage: Eukaryota; Metazoa; Chordata; Actinopteri; Cypriniformes; Cobitidae.
GGCUUAAGAUACCAGUAAACAAUCAGUCCUGUUUUAAAGGAUUUGUCUACAUGUGGGUUGAUGUCAAUGACCUAUGAGCCCAUGUGACAUGUUCUUUUGUUCAUAUUUGUUAUAAAAGACUAAGUAAGAAACUAUUUCAUCAGGACAGCUGUGCUUUCAAAAAUGGCACUAUUGGCGUUAAGUCUGGUGUUAUGUGCCCUUAUUUCUCUCAGUGAUUCUGCCUGUUUUCAUCAACUUCCAGUGGCAGGGGCAACACAUUGUAUUGAUCCCGAAGAUAAUUCCCAGUAUCCAUUGGGAAGUACUUGGAGAAGCAACGGGUGUAUGAGAUGUACAUGCUCCACUAGAGGAAUGAGAUGCUGUGACAUGAUGGGCAAAGUGGUCAAAAUCCACACUGAAGGCUGCACUGUGGAGUACGAUUACAGAAAAUGCAGCUUUGAGGUGUUUCAUACAAAAGACCGCAACAUUAAAUGUCAGUACGGUGCUACUGGGAAGUAAUACUACAUGCAAGGUUAUUUUUGCUUAAAAUGUGUGCUCAUUUGAUAUCAAACAAAAUAAUGUACCAGACUAUCCUGUAUCAUGCAAUAGUGUUUAUGUAAUUAUAUGUUGUUCUUUACCUAACUAAAUGGAUGUAAAAUGCAUAAAGCCUGUAUUGUCCCCCCAAUGAAGGACAAUUAAACAACCUGUAAUGGCAAAA